Malus domestica (apple) is the source of this 1100-nucleotide messenger RNA. RefSeq names its product NDR1/HIN1-like protein 13. Gene Ontology annotation, cellular component: plasma membrane. Lineage: Eukaryota; Viridiplantae; Streptophyta; Magnoliopsida; Rosales; Rosaceae. The record is from RefSeq and is a predicted model, not a curated record.
CCAAAUGUCACCUCCACAAACUCUCUCUCUCUCUCUCUCUCUCUCUCUCACUUUCUAUCAGAGGCCUGCAGUGGUGUGCAGUCUGCUUGGUUUAUUAGACAAAGCUCCGCUGGCCGACUCCUCAGUUUCCAAUUCUACUGCAGUCCACAAUGGCCGACCGAGUCCACCCGCGCGGCUCGCCCUCACACAACGAAACCACGCAGUUUCCGCACACCUCCUCGCCACAAUCCACCCGAACACCCUCCCCUCCGGAGUCCGAGAAACUAGUCCCUCCGCCGGGCACCUACGUCAUCCAGAUCCCCAAGGACCAAGUCUACCGCGUCCCGCCGCCAGAGAAUGCAACCCGCUACAAGAACUACACUCGCCAGAACCCUCGCCGGAGCUCCUGCCGCUGCUGCUUCUGCUGGCUUUUCGGCCUCGUUGCCGCCCUCAUCCUCCUCUCCGCUGCCGCCGCCGGCAUCUUCUACCUCGUGGUCCGCCCCGAGUCCCCCAACUACUCAAUUGAAAGCAUCGCGUUCAAAGGAUUCCACUUGACAACGCCAUCUCCCUCCUCCACCAUCUCGCCGGAGAUCCAGGUCACCGUUCGAGUCCAAAACCCUAACAAGAAGAUCGGGAUCUACUACGGGAAAAAGAACUCCGUCAAACUCUUCUACUCCGAUAUCAAAUUGUGUGACGGCGCUCUGCCGGCGUUUUACCAGCCGUCGAAGAACGUAACUGAGUUCCGAACGGCGUUGAAGGGGUCCGGGAUCAAGCUGACGAGCACGGUGCAGCAGGGGUUAGUGGAUGCGCAGAGGCAGGGGAAGGUACCGUUGAAAUUGGACCUAAGAAUGCCCGUUAGAAUUAAAGUGGGGGCCAUUAAGACGUGGACGAUUACUGUGAAGGUUGGGUGUGAUCUAACGGUGGAUAAGCUGACGACGGAGGCCAAGAUUGUGUCAAAGGACUGCGAUUACAGUGUGGAUCCUUGGUAGAAGAUCAACGGAUUAAGAAAGGAAAGGCAUAUAUGAGUAUAUGAUUAGUUUUGUUAAUUGCUUUAAUUUGUUAACUAAAUUUGUUUCAGAUUUAUACGAUUACGUUUAUAAAGAAAAUAAUUUCUUCUUCCA